Molecule: messenger RNA, 204 nt
Organism: Penicillium malachiteum
Lineage: Eukaryota; Fungi; Ascomycota; Eurotiomycetes; Eurotiales; Aspergillaceae
Product: cytochrome b-c1 complex subunit 9
Exons: 5
Coding region: 1-204 (67 amino acids)
Biological process (GO): mitochondrial electron transport, ubiquinol to cytochrome c
Source: RefSeq, a predicted model, not a curated record
AUGCCUAUCUCUAACGCCAUCUACACUUCUCUUUUCCGCAAGAAUGCUGUCUACUUGACUGCUAUCUUCGCUGGUGCCUUCGCCUUCGAGCUUUCCUUCGAUACCGCCUCCAACAAGAUCUGGGACUCCUGGAACGCCGGUCGCCAAUGGAAGGAUAUCAAGCCCCGUUACCUCGUCAAGGAUGAGGAGGAGGACGAUGACUAA